UUGCAUUGUCAUUACAAUAAGCUGAGUAAACAAAUUGCAGACCCUUUGGGAGAUUGAAAAGCAAAGUUAAAUCUCCCAACAAAGAGUCUGCAAAAUGUGGACAAAGUGAAUUUAUGUGAAGGUUGGACAUGGAAGGUUAAUGCCUAAAAUACUGCCCUUCCUUUGGGUAGAGCUGCUGUGUAAGAAGUGAAGCUGGUUUACAAAAGCCCAGCGAAAGGGACCUGAAGUUCUUUAUAAAAGUGUGUGUGAUAUUCUGUUCAAUGAAGAAGAGCUGGAAGAGUCUGUUUCUCUUGAGCAGCUCCUAAGGCUCUGUCCAGCUGUUGUUGGAAUGCGAGCAGUGCUCGUGUUAUUUGCGUGUCUGUGGCCAAGGGUAACACCGGACAUUGCUUGAAGGUUUCAAAGUGAAACUCAGCCCUGUGGCCACAAGCAAAGUGCAGAUUAGUGAGAGGUUAAAUGCUCAUAUUUCUUGUAGGUGUAAAAAUAGCACAAUAUUGCUUCUCCUUCCCUCCUUCCCUCCCUCUUCAUGGGUGUGCAAAAAAAGUGAGCUCUGUGGUCUCACUGGCAACAGCCAUGUGAUCCUUCAAAGACACCAAGGUACCCACACAGUGGGUGUGGGGUCAGUGAGUGAAGUCAGCAGGGCUCUGCCUCUCCAGGAGCUGUGUGUGUAGCUUGUCAGUAAGAAGGAGGGAAGCACAGGCUCUUUUGGCAUCCCUUCUUUGGCAUUUAAGUUACCUGUUAAACGCUGACCGCCCCCAUCUCCAAACCAUCAUGAAGAAGUCUUCUUCUUGGCCACCACAUCAGAACCUUGAGAGAAGGGCACCUAAGGAUGCCCAGAGAGUGAGGCAGGGGAGGACCAGGGAAUGCUAAAAAAUGACUCAGAAGGCACAUAGGAGUAACUGGUGUCUCAGGGAGGAUGAGGAUGUAGAGCUGGUCCCGCGGUCUGGCUAGAAGUUUGUCAGUGGCUUGACAAACCAACGUGGAUGGUAAAGAUGGAUGGUGACAGCUCCACAACAGAUGCUUCUCAGUUAGGAAUUGCUGGAGAUUACAUUGGUGGCAGUCACUAUGUCAUACAGCCUCACGAUGACACAGAAGACAGCAUGAAUGAUCAUGAAGAUACAAAUGGCUCAAAAGAGAGUUUUAGAGAACAAGAUAUAUAUCUUCCAAUUGCAAAUGUGGCAAGGAUAAUGAAAAAUGCCAUACCCCAAACAGGAAAGAUUGCUAAGGAUGCAAAGGAAUGUGUACAAGAGUGUGUAAGUGAAUUCAUCAGCUUUAUAACAUCAGAAGCAAGUGAGAGGUGUCACCAAGAGAAAAGAAAGACCAUCAAUGGAGAGGAUAUUCUUUUUGCCAUGUCUACCUUGGGGUUUGAUAGCUAUGUUGAACCUUUGAAGUUAUACCUCCAAAAAUUCAGAGAGGCAAUGAAAGGAGAAAAGGGAAUUGGGGGAACAGUUACAACUGCAGAUGGUCUAAGUGAGGAGCUCACAGAAGAAGCAUUUACUAACCAGUUGCCAGCAGGCUUAAUAACCACAGACGGCCAACAGCAGAAUGUUAUGGUCUACACAACAUCAUAUCAACAGAUCUCUGGUGUUCAGCAAAUUCAGUUCUCAUGAUUUUGAAGAAAACUUUCCAUCUGGGAACACAAGACAGAAAACCUGUGCAACUCUAACGAAGAGGCAGUUUUAAUGACUGGUGAAGAGAUUUAUCUCUUUGUAUAUUAAAUAGCUGUAAUGUAGCUACCAGAAGCUUGACUAAUUGAGGUGUGAGUUCUGACUCAAAUCUUUUUCAUGAUGAUUUUAAAGAAAUAAUUGGAUUUUAAAGGUAUUAAAGUAUUUUUGUUUUGUACAAGAGUUUGUUGCUCUGUAUAACUCCUGUAUGCAUUGUAUAUUGCAAUUUAUUACUGUCAGAGAUUUGUAGACAGUUUCUUAUUUUCAUAUUGAAUCAUGUUACUUUUGUAAUUCAGGUAAACAGCUGGGUUAAUUCAUGUUUACCCUUUGAAUAAAAUGGUAAGGGUAAAGUUCAUUUUUGAAUGCAAGUUGCCUUUAUUAUAAAGAUUGAGUUAGUCUUGGUUAUGUAACUUGUCUUGCAUGACAACCUCAACUAACUUUACAUGUCAGCUUAUUUAUUGAGAUUUUGAAAGGGACUUUUUCCUCAUGAAACUAGCAGCUCAAAAGAAUUGCUACAAUUGUUUUUUCUAAUGUAACUUCUGAAUUAAAGGUUAAUCAAAACCAA
Vidua chalybeata is the source of this 2226-nucleotide messenger RNA. RefSeq names its product nuclear transcription factor Y subunit beta (gene NFYB). The transcript has 7 exons. Gene Ontology annotation, molecular function: DNA-binding transcription activator activity, RNA polymerase II-specific; RNA polymerase II cis-regulatory region sequence-specific DNA binding; protein heterodimerization activity. NCBI's taxonomy places the organism in Eukaryota, Metazoa, Chordata, Aves, Passeriformes, Viduidae. Gene Ontology annotation, cellular component: CCAAT-binding factor complex; nucleus. The record is from RefSeq and is a predicted model, not a curated record. Gene Ontology annotation, biological process: regulation of transcription by RNA polymerase II. Bases 981 to 1607 code for a protein of 208 amino acids.